Molecule: messenger RNA, 1672 nt
Organism: Daphnia carinata
Lineage: Eukaryota; Metazoa; Arthropoda; Branchiopoda; Diplostraca; Daphniidae
Product: UDP-glycosyltransferase UGT5-like
Exons: 6
Coding region: 11-1672 (553 amino acids)
Molecular function (GO): UDP-glycosyltransferase activity
Source: RefSeq, a predicted model, not a curated record
AUCCUUCAAAAUGCGGGUAAGCGCAUUAAUGGCAUCAGUUUUAAUGGGUUAUUUCAUCCAGACUUGUAGCAGUGCAAACAUUGUGGUUCUAUACGGAGUAUGCACCAAGAGUCACGUGAUAGCCGUCAUGCCUGCUGUCGAAGAACUAGCACUGAGAGGUCACCAGGUAACUGUCAUUUCUCCGUUCAAAGGCAUUGCAAAAAACGUCCAGAAUGGCCACGAAAUAGUCUUGGCAGAUAUUGGUAAAAGGAUUGACGAGACUGAGGUCGACUGGUUCUCUAUGCAAAAACAGGGAUCGACUCAAUUUUUUAACAUGAUGAUGUUAAUGAAAGCCAUUUCUUUAAAAGCCAGUAACAGUAUUUUCAGUCAUCCCGAAUUUCAAGAGAUCGUCAAAAAGCGACAAAUUGAUUUGUUCAUCGUGGACGGCUUGUUUCACGAAUUCCUUUACCCCGUGUUCGACCUAAUCAAAGUGCCGUUCGUAACUCACGGUGCGUCGUCUGCUUUCCCCGGCACGUUGGUUGCCAUGGGCGCACCAUUAGAUUACGCCUCCGUUCCGAUCCACACAACAGAUUUUGUAACACCCAUGACAUUUACUCAACGGCUGAUGAACAUUAUCCCCACCAUGGGUUGCCUUAUUUCUCAUUCUAUCGUGAAAAGUUAUUUUCCCGGAGCACGAGACAUAGAAGAAGUGCUAGGAGAAGCUAGUAUUUGCAUGAUUAACAGUCAUCCGAUGACUAAUUGGCCGCGUUCGCUACCACCCUCCAUGAUCCCAGUAGGACCCUUACACACAAGGCCAGCCAAAACGCUUCCACAGGGAUUAAAAGAGUUUGCUGAUGCAGCAAAAGAAGGUUUAGUAAUAUUCACGUUAGGAUCGGCCGUUCCCGUUUCAUCGAUGCCAAAGGAAACGCUUGCUUCUUUCAUUCGCGUCUUUUCGAAAUUUCCACAGCGAGUGGUCUGGAAAUGGGAGGCUGAAAUGCCUUUAAAUUUACCAUCUAAUAUUAUGAUGGUUAAGUGGCUGCCACAGCAGGAUUUCCUUGGACAUCCGAACGCACGACUUUUCAUUACACACGGUGGGCUGUUGGGCACUCAAGAAGCAGCAUACCAUGGAGUCCCGAUGUUAGGUUUGCCAUUUGGAAACGAUCAAAGAGGAAAUGUUGCAAAAGUUAAAAGGGAAGGAUGGGGAUGGCAACUAGACUGGGACAAAAUCAAUGACAGCGUCUUGGAAGAAACUCUAAAUUACCUCAUUCACGACCCAAGCAUUCGGGCAAAUGCUUCUCGAGUGUCACGUUUGAUGCAAGAUGAAAUUAUACCGGCAAAAGAAGUUGCCGUCUACUGGAUGGAAUACGUCAUCCGCCACGGAGGUGCAAAACACCUCCAACUUUCAUCUAAAAACAUGCCAUUUUAUCAACGUCAUUUGAUUGACGUUGCCUUAUUUCUCAUUCUCGUUGCUGUUGUCCUCUCGUACCUGUGCAUUGCCACCAUUCGCUUCGUAGCUCGUAAAAGGUUUCCAGGCAAGAUAUCGAAGCAUAAAUUAAACUCUCUUUUUCGUUUUAUGCCGCUGGCAAAGAACCUUGUAACGUGCUAUGUGAUAACAGAUAUCAUAUUGCGUAAACUACGAGUGGAACUUUAUGCUUCAUCAUUGUCAUCCGUUAUCGGUCAAACGGGCAACUGA